Molecule: messenger RNA, 873 nt
Organism: Entrophospora candida
Lineage: Eukaryota; Fungi; Glomeromycota; Glomeromycetes; Entrophosporales; Entrophosporaceae
Source: the annotation of a GenBank genome assembly
AUGAGCGGUUUAAGCAACCCAGGUACUACCACACCAAGAAAACAGAGCAAUGCUAGUGAUAUAUUAUCAGAACAAUCAACUCCGCGUGGUGCUAAACAUGAACGUGACGAUGGUGAUGAUGAUUCAGAAAGCGAAGAAGUAACUCCUGGUAAAAAUGAAAAACGUGCCGGCCGACGUAAGAUAAAAAUUGAAUACAUUGAAGAUAAAAGCAGACGUCAUAUUACAUUCAGUAAAAGAAAAGCUGGUAUAAUGAAGAAAGCUUACGAACUUAGUACUUUAACCGGAACUCAAGUAUUAUUGCUCGUAGUAUCAGAAACUGGACUUGUAUAUACUUUUACCACACCAAAACUUCAACCUUUAGUCACUAAACCAGAAGGAAAAAAUCUAAUUCAAGCUUGCUUAAAUGCUCCAGAUGCCACUCCUCCAGGUCAAGAAACAAAUAACAAUAAUAUAGAUAAUAAUUCUAAUGAUGUUUAUGAUGCUGAUCGAAAGCCACAAACAAAUCCAAAUAUUCAACAAACACAACCUUAUUCAACUUUAGGUAUAAAUCCAUACCCUCAAUACAGCGGAAUUCCAAAUGGUAUGGCAAUAGGCGGUGGAAUUGCUACUACUCCAUAUAUGUCAACAGCUGCUGCUGCCGCCUAUCCACAAUACGGAAAUCAACAUUUGAAUUAUGCUACCGCUGCUGCUCAAAAUCAUCCUUAUAUGCAACAAUCUAAUGCCGCCGCCGCUAAUGCCUACUGGCCUACCAACGCUAAUAAUGCUGGCAAUGCUAACUCUGGUGCUGCUAAUAAUAACAAUAAUCAAGCUAAUUCUCCCAACAAUAAUCCAAACGGUGCUAAAUAUCAAAAUCAACAAUCUGAUAAAAAAUAA